AUGAGUGGCGCCUUGCAAGCUAUUUUCUAAAGCUUUCACCGAAAUAAAACAGCCGAUUGCUUCAUUUCAUUUUGGUUUAACGCGCUUCAAAUUCUACUUACAUUGUUCCUAAUUUUGAUUAAUCUUGAUUUUCUGUCUCGUUUUACUGUGAUCAAUACCAAAACUUGAAUUUCAUCAUGCCUAAAACUCCAUCUAAAGGUUCCAAGAGCAGCGACUCAGGAGAUGCCGGAGGCAGUGAUGAUAAAUUCAAAUUGAGUAACAAUCGUUUCAUCUCUAUUUCAUCAUUUCGAGGUCGCUUGAAAGUUGACAUAAGAGAAUAUUACGUCAAUGAUGAAGGUAAAAGGUUACCUGGAAAGAAAGGUAUCAGCUUGUCUUUGGACGAAUGGAAGAAACUUAAAGAUUACGUUGAUGAUAUUGAUGGUGCAUUGAAAAAAUUGGAUUCCGAUGCUUCUGAAUCAGACGAUGAAUGAUGACACCAAAAGUAUGAAGAGCCAAUAUCUUAAAAGAACUUAAAGAUCUUCAGUAUAAUGCUUUUCUCAAACUGUAAACAAAUCAUUUCAUAAAAUUUCAAUAUCAUGUGUCUAAUUCAAUCUUCUAAUUAAUGUGCCAUUUAAUUUGACAAUUUGAGCAAUUCUUGCAAGUAUUAAAAUGUUUUCGACACAA
Messenger RNA from Tetranychus urticae (two-spotted spider mite), 663 nucleotides. It is a transcript of the gene Ssb-c31a, whose product is annotated as single stranded-binding protein c31A. Gene Ontology annotation, biological process: positive regulation of transcription initiation by RNA polymerase II. The record is from RefSeq and is a predicted model, not a curated record. Gene Ontology annotation, molecular function: transcription coactivator activity; DNA binding. NCBI's taxonomy places the organism in Eukaryota, Metazoa, Arthropoda, Arachnida, Trombidiformes, Tetranychidae.